GUCCACGUUAGAUAUGUACUUCCUCGUUCAGGUUUCGAUAUUUGACGACAUAAUACACAUAUAUACUAGCAUGUUUACACUCGUCUAUUUUCAGUGUGUUUGACUAGAACAAAAUGUAGAAUUACCGAGACAUGGAAAUUCUUGAGAACCGUGGUUUACAAAUAGCCAUUGAUAUGACGAAACAUAACCGACGAUAAUAGUGUUUGUACUAAGACUAAAGAACAGAACUGUGUGUCAACGGUUAAUCAUGGAGCCUACUACGACUUGGCAGAUCAUUGUGCUUAUCGUUAUUCUAAUGACACAUUUCUCUCAAGCUAACAAGGCUUGUCCAACAGAAUCAACACGAAACAGUAACUUUCCAGUGAUACACUUGUGUACAAAUGAAGCUGCCAGUGAUGUUCAAGGAGUAUUUCUUGACGCGUUCGUAUCUGCCAACAACCCAGUCAGUUGCAGCUGUACACUUGAGACAAGACAGUCCCUUCAGAUUGGUAUAAACCCUGUUAUACUUCCAGACAGAAACUGUACAUCAACAUUACAUAUAUCAUCAUCACAAGGGCCAGUUAUUUAUAACUGUAAGAAGAUUAAUAUAACUAUUCCAAUGUAUCGGCGGAAUCUUCAAAAUGAAGGAGUGUUCAUUAAACUGACGACGAGAGCUGGGAACGAGAAUACUACGUACUGCAUCAGUUUAAUCAUCACGGAUGGUCAAGGUUCGUUGACACUUCAGUGUCAUUCGCCAGACGGUAGGUCGAUGUCGAGCUCAACCCAGCCCUAUGAUAAAACCACAUCACUGAGAUCCACAACACUGAGUUCAUCACGAACAGAAUCAACCAAGUCAGAGAAAGCAGAUACAAGUUCUCCAUUAACAGGGCCGGUUAAGUCGGAGAUAUCAGAUACGACAGUUCCUGUAGAGAAGACGAACAUACACACAGAACCGAAAGCUUUCCCAGUUGCGGCUACUGUAGGUGGUGCCGUUGGUGCAUUUCUGAUAGUCGCCGUAGUGGUUAUUGUGAUUAUCAUUUAUAUAAGGAAGAAACGAACAAAAGGCAAACACAACACCAGUGAUGAUGACGAUGUGGACUACGUCAUUAGGGAUGUUAAUCCUAAUAACGUUGAUACGAAUCUUAACCCUUCCGUCGCUAAUAACAAUGUUACCCGUUUUAAUACUGACGACAAUACUGGCAACACGUAUGAACAUCUACAACACAAUACUGGCAACACGUAUGAACAUCUACAACACAAUACUAUACAGUAUGUUAACACGCCGUCGAGUGUUGAUGGAGACCACGUGUACCUCCACGUCAAUGAACCAACACAGUCACAGAUCUCAGAUCAAGAUUAUUAUAACACUGCCAACAUGACUGGAUCAAACAGUUUAGAUUCACACGAGUAGAACAUGACUGGAUCAAACAGUUUAGAUUCACACGUGUAGAACAUGACAGGAUCAAACAGUUUAGAUUCACACGAGUAGAACAUGACUGGAUCAAACAGUUUAGGACGGGACGUAGCUCAGUGAUAAAACGCGAUCGAUCUAGGAUCGAUCCCUGUCGUUAGACUCAUUGGGCUAUUUCUCGUUGUAACAAAAGCCGUGGUAUGUACUAUCCUGUCUGGGAUCAUACAUAUAAAAGAUCCUGCUUUGUUAAUCAAAAAGAGUAACCAAUGGCAUCGCGGCAGCGGGAUUCCUGCCAUCCGUAUGACUCUUAACCAUAUGGCUGACGUAAUGUAAUAAAUGUGAAUGAUUUACUAACAAAAAUAAACUUUUAAUUUAU
Messenger RNA from Gigantopelta aegis, 1766 nucleotides. RefSeq lists its product as uncharacterized. Bases 248 to 1390 code for a protein of 380 amino acids. The record is from RefSeq and is a predicted model, not a curated record. Lineage: Eukaryota; Metazoa; Mollusca; Gastropoda; Neomphalida; Peltospiridae. The transcript has 6 exons.